UGGCUUGGCGCCUCGGCAUCGAUAGUCUCGCCUGCCAAUCUGGCAACUAUUCGUGGGGUUCGGAACCGUCGAGAUCGAGCUUUAUUAUGGUACGAGUAGAGGACCCAACGGUUUCCGGCGAGAUGGCGGACAGCUUCCAAAAGUUAGCCAGGAGUCAGGGCGCUCAGAGACAGGGAAGCACCAGAUGGACUUGGAAUGGAGGAAACCAUUCCAGAAACGGGAGGGGUGGAACAGAGGAGGGAGGGCCGUCUGGGGGAAAGGAGGCUCCCUUCCCUUGGAUGCCAGCAAUUGUGAGCGAUCAAUGGAGACAGCCCGGAAACACGAGGGCAGCAGGCACAGCACAGCGCAGCGCUCGCAGCUCGCAGCAGAUCCAUUGUUGAUUGCUCGAGUACAGCCCGAUUCAUCGGGUUCGCUCAGUACCACCACCGGACCCUCCUAAUUGAUGACCCUCUUUUCUCAUUUUUUUUCAUUUUUUUUAGCAAGAUUUUGAUUCGCUUCCCCGAUUCUCGGCCCAUCGUUCUACGGUAUUGCGGCCUCGAAGCUUGAAGGGAGGAGAGUGAAGAGGGAAAAAGGAGGUCAUCCGUACCGGGCAAACCUGAUAUCGGCACCGCAAUAGUGCUGCUGCUCCUGCAAUAUACAACUGACCGUGUGAAUAUCGAGAAUCAACCAUCCGGUCUCAAACAAUCGAGACCGUACGGGAAAAGUCACUUGAUUUGGAAAAAUUAAUCAUAUUCGCCUUACGCGCAAAGGGGUGGACGCAAUUAGAACUCCAUUCUCCCUUCAUCACCAAUUGCACUGGAUGGGGCGAGCACAACAGCCAAAGCUAUCAGCAGCAAGCAUCAAUCAGCAACGAAAGACCCCUUUGGAAUCUAAACCCCCCCACCGAGGAGGAGUGAGAGGAAGCAGGUGGAAAAAGAAAAAAGAAAGGAAAAGAAAAGAAAAAACAACGCAAAGCCAGCAAGUAGGAGCAUAAACAUCUUACACACACGGCUCAAUCCCUUACUGCUCACUGCUCCUGCUUCUACGCCUACCGCUUGGAGGGAGGGAAAAAAAACAUUUCUCUGCACAACUGACUUACCGAAGCACCGCAACACAGCAGAUGCGACUACAAUAGGCAGCCUCACAUUUUUUUUCCGGUACCCCAUUGCACCAGAAGAGAGAGAAAUAGCUAUUCCCGCCCCUAAACUUUGUACCGUACGGUACUCCAUUCCGUACCCUCAUUCGUCCCUGUUCCCCGUUCCCCGUCUCGGUUUUGAAUCCGCCUGCUCCCACGCUGCUUGCCUGGACAAUCCAGCUGCAGAACGCAACCACCACAACUUCCUACACCAAUCCCAAGAAUAUUACCCCCAUACCACCUGCAUCUCCACACAGGCACCACACCCUCUUAGUCCUUCCGCUUUGUCUUAUCGGCUUUUGCUACCGCACAGCUUCCAAUAUUACUCUCGCUUCCCUCUGGCCGACUAGAUCUCAAAACACGCGGUCUGUCGAGAUAUACAACGGCGUGGCCCCUGCCCUACGGUCAACUCUCGAUCGCAACUGCGAGCAGCAAUCUCUUUACCUUAGAACACUAGGUAUAAACCCCGAAGGCAUAGGUGGAAAAGCCCCUCAUACACUCGUUUGUCACUCAAUCGUCGUUCGCUAGCUAGAAUAUUUACCAACGAUCUGGAGAGUCAGGGCACGCAAUCAGAGGACCCAAACCUCCAACGAGAUAUCAUAAGCUGUUUUUCAACUUAUAUUACGAGAGGCCUUCCUCUUGCGCACAGCCUUAACUCUGGCUAACUACGAAGCCAACUAUGAGUCCUCGAUCUCGACCGGUCAGCCGGAGUCUCAAAUAAACAUCGAUCUCCAUACCAAUUCAAGAUCCCAUCGACAUAGGAGGGCCAUGCCAACUCUACCUACUCAACAACAACCUCUUCCUUCUUCCCAUUCCUGCCUGAAACAUCAGCAGCAGUACCGCCAACAGUUGUUAGUGAGGCCAGCAACAACUUCCACGGGAAUCCUUACGCCUUCAUCAAUGUCAGAUCACCCCCAGAACUCACGAAGAAAGCCCCCGGAGGAAUCAAACACCCUAGGACAUCACCACAAGGGCGCUAUGAAUACGGCACAGCCUGCCCAUAUGCCGCGUACCGGUGAUGCCGCUGUACAACGAAGGAAGCAGUCCAUGGAGGAGAUGUCCGGUGGAAGAGUGAUGGGAGGUUCCGGUUUUGCAAAUCAAGAAUUCCUUUCUACGAAUCCAAAUAUUGACAGCGGCUUUGACAGCAGUGACCCGGAUGUUGGAAUGGGCCUGCCACCCUCCGAAGAGAAGGAAGGUGAUGUUAUGCUCGGAGAAUGGAGGAUGGCGAUAGGAUCUUUGGGAGUUCCUGGAGGGAGCGCGGGUUCUGCUCCUGAAGGAGAGCCCGGAGUUUUACCGCCUGCUGUGGAUGUUGAGAGCUCUGGUGCUGGAAGUGGAGAGGCCGGAAAUACGUAUCGCGAGACACCAGAGGAUUGGUUUAAUACACUUAAUCAAAACGUUAGCGCUAACAACUACUCCACAUACGAUGGUAAGUGCUGCUCGUGAGCCUUUUGAUCGCAGACUUGGAUGUUGUGCAAGCUUGUGCAGGAGACGGCUGACGCUAUGGACGGCCACAGAUGAAUUACCUUACUUUAUCUCCAAUGCGACUCGGAGAAAGUGCUUGCCCUCUGGGGUUUCUAAUUGCUCCCGCGCCAGGUUUAGCCAUCGUGCUCCCGGGCUUGGCCUUGAUCGUAAAAGAGUUUAUGGGGGCUCAGGGGCAUUGGACAGCACGGAAGAGAGUAAUAGCGAUAGUUUCAGAAGUGUAAUCGAUGAUUUAACUAUAAAAAGUACUGAUCUAUCUUUGAACCUUAUUACUACUAGUAUGCAUGCUGAAGGAUACCAGAUCAAAAACUCAAGAAGCGUCUGAAGAAGCUUGAGGGCCUUCAAGGCGGUAAUCUGCAAGAUGAAAAGUUGUUUGAAGUCCGAAUACAUGGGCUGCCGUUGUAUGUUUUUUUUUUCUGAUAGUGAUGAUAUAAUCGACAAACCACUGAUACCGAUGAAUCCCGGAAACACAGAUACAAGAAACAGGAACUUGAGAAGCUCCUCCAAGACUUUGCUUCCACCCUCGGUAACAAUGGUGGUGGGGGCUCCACUGGCUCGAAGGCCGACCGGCUCAUGACACCCCCGAGCCGGACAAACCCAUCCUCUCGCAAUGCAGACUCUGCUUACGCGUCGAAUCCACGAUCGGGCAGUGGGUCUGUUGUCCCGUCUCAGCCCAAGCCCAGAAGUGUUGCUACGCCUAUGUCUACAUCGUCGAGCGAUAAGGCGCCGAGCCACAUGCGAAGCAUGCCUUUGCCAGUAGUUACCGAGAAGCACAAGAUGAAGGAAGUCGUCCGGAGGCUUGAGCAACUUUUCACAGGUUUCAAGUCGAGCAAAAUGCCGAGUCCAAUGGAUUAUCAGAAGGAAGAUCGCGAGCUGGGGAGAGAUAUUCCCGAGGAGGGUGCGCGAGAAGCUCCAAUAAUGUCUCCUUCUCAUGACGAUCGGAUCGCUGAAUUCAGUGAUCCCAUAGCUGGCUCGCAUCGGAGGCCUUUGGAAGUCCCGGUCCCUGACCAACGCCCUACGAGGCUCACUGACUUGGACCCCUUCCGCCAGGCGCCGGAGGAGAACCUUGAGUAUCUGGUCAGCCUAACUACAUCUAGUUCUAAGGAUAACACCAAACUCGAAGGACUAGGCGAUGGCUGGUUCUAUUUAAACUUGGUCGCGGGUCUGGCGCAGCUGCACACAGUUAACGUUACCGUCCCAUUCGUGAAGAAGGCGAUUACCACCGUUAGUCAGAAGCUUGAGCUAUCGCCCGACGGCAGGAUGGUGAGGUGGAAGGGUGGGUACGAGGGAACAAAGUUGAGCUGUGGCAGUAGUUCGGGGGGUGCCACGAGUGCAGGGAUGUCGAGUGAUGGAAGUCCUGACGGGUGGUCCAAGAGUUCGCCCGAGAGCAAGGGCAUGAUCUCUCUGGAUCCCCCGUCUGGGUCUGGAAGGUCCUCAAGGAGGUUGCCUCUUACCGCGCCUCCCAGCGUAGAGGAUAAGUUUCAUUACAAGCCUCUUUUUGCUCGAUCCGGCUCUUUCGACGAUGAUUCUUCGAGCGCUAUGAGCACUUCCCUCGGCUCGUAUGAUUUGCUUAAGCGCGCGAGCUCGGAUGAAGGCACCGGGCAGUCCGGAAGCAGUGGUAAGAGGAAGGGUCUUUCCCUCGACGGGCCGAUCAUCUACUACGAGGGCGCCAAAUUUUGCACCGAUCUUAGUGCUCAAAAGGUUGAUGCGGAGGGACAUGUGGUAUCGAAACAUGGGUACGAUAGGUUCACGAAUAACCCGAUUGGUGAGACCCAACCCGAACCCCAGAGCCCGACAAAGUUGGAGAGUCCAUUGUUUGCGAGAGCGCAGACUGCUCAGUCUUCGGAUGAGCCUAUGGAGGACGGAGACAGCGAUGUUGGUCUUCAGUUUUCCCCAAGAUUCUCUUCAUCUUCUAGUCCUACGGUUCCACCGACUCCUAUUGAAUUGGAGGUUUCGGGGAUCGGCGGGGUAUUCCCAGAGGACAAUUUCGCUAUCAAUGUUCAAACGAAGCAUUAUCUACUUCCCCAAAAUUCGAAGGGAGCUUUGCCGCUUUCCCGGGCUAAUGCGUCAAAGUCGAGGAUCUUGAAUCUGAUUGGGCAUCACAUUCCCAAGUCCUCGAUUGACGCUUUCCAGAAGAACGAGCCCAUGGGAGAUGAUUCUGAAGAGGAGUCCGAGUGUGGAUCCGAGGAAGGGUCCAUGGAGGAAGAAUCUGGCUCGGGAGAGGACUCUGGAGGGGAAUCAGGGGUGGAAGAUUCCGAGGAUGAGCCAUCCGAACCAUCUUCCAAGGCCGAAAAGCAGCGCCUAGUUUUCCUCGGCCACAAGUUCCUCCGCCCAGUGAUCCUCUCGGCCAAAACCCUCAAGCUACCGCCCUCACAACUACCCCCAGCAAGCUGCCUCUUUUUCCCACAAUCCGACGAGACCUCCUCUGUGGGCAGUGACUCUGGCUCCGGCGCAGAACCGCAAUCGUCCAGUUCGGAUGAAUACUUUCGACGGGUGUCCAACCUGAGGAACAACGUCGACAUCUACGGCAAUUCCGGCGACGAGGACUUUGGCACCGACAUCCUUGCCGCAAGCGGGAUGCGCAUUUAUAGGCCCGUGGGGCCCGGUGGUGGUGCCGGGGACGUCGGAUCAUCCGCCGCCACGGCAGGAGACGCAAGUGGGCCAUCCAGCCCCGCCAGCGGUGUCGUCGACAGACUUGGCAUGAUGACCGAGCCCCCAAAGAUGAACCUGUUUGGGGCGGGCGAUACCUGGGACGACUGUGGCGAUAGCGGGGGCAUCCUCUCUUCCUUUACCAGCGAUGAGCAAUUUGGAUUACAUCCCGAUAACAGGCAGAACCUCAAGCGGGGAAGGGCUUCGGGGACCUCGUCCGAGAGCGCCAUACCAGUAGUGAAGAAGUCGCAGAAGAAGGAUAGGGGCAUGAUUGGCGACAUGUACUAGUGUAUUUAUCCAUUUGUCCCUUGUGUUUUUUUUAUUUUUUGACGAUGGCGAAGGGCUUGAGAUGUUCUUGGGCUAUUUUUCAUUUCCAUUUUCACCUCAUUCCUUCUGUUAUUCUGAUUGCCCAGCUUGUUAUGUUGGCAUUCUCCGUUGAAAAGUGGGACUUUUUUUUUCUUUUUCCUUUAUUUCUUUCUCAACUCAUGAGGUGGUUUUUCAUUACCGGAGCUCGGGGAGUUUUUUUUUUUCUUUGUUUCAAUAUCUCCAUUAGUGAUACCAGCCUUUCCGUUUCCGUGUUUUUUUUGUUUCGAAUCGGGAGUCGUUUUCUACUACAGAUUUAUACAAAAGAUUGGCUUGUCUUACUGUUACUGUUAUCUUUACUUUUACGUUUUAUUCCAAUAUUCAGUGUAGAUGGUAGGGUUCUUCUUUUCUCCUGUUUUCUUUACGAAAUUUCUAGCCUUCUCUCUAUA
Tuber aestivum (summer truffle) is the source of this 5994-nucleotide messenger RNA. The record is from the annotation of a GenBank genome assembly. Lineage: Eukaryota; Fungi; Ascomycota; Pezizomycetes; Pezizales; Tuberaceae.